AGCCCCAGGUUGCGGCUCUAAAGAGGCCCCAGUCAGUAACCAGCCAUGAGCUGUGAGGGUCAAACCUGCAGACUACGCUAAACUCAGCUACCCAUAGGACCAUCCACCUACUGCCUUCCUGAGUCCCAGGAAAGAGAAGACAGGUGGCUCUACCCUUGGCCAAGGGUAGGUGUGGCACCGCUGUCUGCCUCUGCUGCGCCCUCAUUGGCCUCCACGCAAUCAGAUCAACAGAAGGAGCAACUGCCAUCCAAGGCUCCUGACCCAGCCCAGGGCCAUUCACCAGGAGCAUGGGGCUCCCUGAUGGCCAGCGCCAGCUGGUGCUGCUGUGGGCACUGGUGUGGGCACAGGGGGCAGGGUCUGUCUGUCCCUCCUGCGGAGGUCCCACACUGGAGCCCCAAGCGGAACGUGCUCUGGUCCUGGAGCUAGCCAAGCAGCAGAUCUUGGAGGGGCUGCACCUGACCAGUCGUCCCAGAAUAACUCACCCUCCACCCCAGGCAGCGCUGACCAGAGCCCUCCGGAGACUGCAGCCAGGAAGUGUGGCUCCAGUGAAUGGGGAGGAGGUCAUCAGCUUUGCUACCAUCACAGAGCCUUCCACUUCCGCCUGCAGCUCCGUGCUCACCUUCCACCUGUCCACAGCUCAGUCCCGGCACCUGUACCACGCCCGCCUCUGGCUGCGUGUGCUCCCCACCUUUCCCGGCACUCUUUCCUUGAGGACCUUCAGGUGGAACCCAGGCAGGAGGCGCCGAGAGUCGCGCACCCUCCUGGCGGAGCACCAGAUGACAACCCCAGGCUGGCACGCCCUGACUCUGCCCUCUAGUGGCUUGAGGGGUGAGGCGUCCGCUGUCCUGAAACUCCAGCUGGUCUGCAGACUCCCAGGAGGCAACGCCACGGCUGCCCCACAGUGGCUCGUGGACACGGCGGGAGAUGAGCGGCCCUUCCUGGAGCUUAAGAUCUGGUCCAAGGGGCCUGGAGCAGGCCGCACCAGGAGGAGGACCCCUACCUGUGAGCCCGAGACCCCCUUAUGUUGCAGGCGAGACCAUUAUGUAGACUUCCGGGAACUGGGAUGGCGGGACUGGAUCCUGCAGCCGGAGGGGUACCAGCUCAAUUACUGCAGUGGACAGUGCCCCCCUCACCUGGCAGGCAGCCCGGGCAUUGCUGCCUCCUUCCAUUCUGCUGUCUUCAGCCUCCUCAAGGCCAACAACCCUUGGCCCUUGGGUACUUCCUGCUGUGUUCCUACUGCCCGAAGGCCCCUCUCUCUCCUCUACCUCGACCGUGACGGCAAUGUGGUCAAGACAGACGUGCCAGAUAUGGUGGUGGAGGCCUGCGGCUGCAGCUAGCAAGAGGACCUGGGGAUUUGGAGUAAAGAGAUCAGUUGGGGGUUCCCAGGCAAAGGGCAUCUGUGGCUGGAGACAUUAGAUUCCUGAUCCACAGCCCCACCCAAUGGGUGGGGUGGCAGUAUGACUGGGUUGACCCCUAGGGGACCUGAAUGGGCACGUGCUCGUCCAGACUCUUGCCUAUUCCAGGUUGAUGUGUGGGGAGAUGGGGAAGGUGUGUCCUCUAAAGGAAUCUACCCAGAAAGCAUGAUUGCUUACUCUAACCCCUAUGAAAAGAUGGCAGAGGUGAGGGAGGGACAGAGGGAGGGAAGGAGAAGGCAGAGAAAAAUUACUUCGUCUUUCUCAAGAAGAGAAAGUCCUCAAGUGAGGGGAGGAAGAAGCAGACCAAGAUCCCAGCAGGCUUGGGACAGGGGAAACAGGCUGGCCAAGGGUAGGAACUUUGGAAGAGCUCUAAGGGAGCGUCAAGAAAGAGAUAGGCAAAGGGCUAAGAGGAGGUGUGUGGGAGAGCCCCAGAACUGGGAGUCAGGAGAGAGGGGUGCUGAGCCCAAGAAGUUCCCUGUUUUUUUUUUUUCCCAGCGGGGGACAGGACGCACUGGGGAGACAAAUGUUUAUACUUUCCUAAUAAAAAUGAGGGGAAAACCCAACAAGUAUGAGUCAUAAAGAAGGGCUGGGGUGAUAGUCUAAAGGGAUAGGUUUUCAAGGUAAGGUCUGGGGACCCCUGAAAGGUCCCUUGAGACCCUUUCAGGAGUGUUCACAAGGUCAAAACUACUUUUAUAAUAACACUAAGAUGUUAUUUGCCUUUUUUAUUUUCAUUUUCUUAAAAGUAUACGGUGGAGUUUUCCAGAGGCUAUGUGGCAUGUGAUUACAUCAUCUUUCUGACAUCAUUGUUAAUGGGAUGUGUGCUUGUGUACCCUUGUGUUACAAACUUUUUUUUCAGUUUAAUUUCUAAUAUAGUAAAUUGAU
Messenger RNA from Lynx canadensis (Canada lynx), 2297 nucleotides. RefSeq names its product inhibin subunit beta E (gene INHBE). The coding region runs from base 288 to 1337 and encodes 349 amino acids. The transcript has 2 exons. NCBI's taxonomy places the organism in Eukaryota, Metazoa, Chordata, Mammalia, Carnivora, Felidae. The record is from RefSeq and is a predicted model, not a curated record. Gene Ontology annotation, biological process: SMAD protein signal transduction; BMP signaling pathway. Gene Ontology annotation, cellular component: extracellular region. Gene Ontology annotation, molecular function: hormone activity; growth factor activity; cytokine activity.